This is a messenger RNA of Gigantopelta aegis, 12013 nucleotides long. Its product is annotated as SIN3-HDAC complex-associated factor-like. The transcript has 5 exons. Bases 150 to 1052 code for a protein of 300 amino acids. The record is from RefSeq and is a predicted model, not a curated record. NCBI's taxonomy places the organism in Eukaryota, Metazoa, Mollusca, Gastropoda, Neomphalida, Peltospiridae. Gene Ontology annotation, biological process: negative regulation of cell migration.
UUAAGUUCAGUCCGAGAAGUAGACAGUUGGUCUCUGCUUUCGGUGGAAUGUAGGCCCACAGACGAAUUUCUUUACAGGAUUUUUGGGAAACAGACUACCAGUCGAUCAUUGACAUCUUUUAAUUCAGGUAAAAGUACCAAGUGACAACCAUGUUUAGCUUCCACAAGCCAAAAAUCUACCGUAGUAUGAGUGGUUGCUGUAUCUGUCGAGCAAAAUCAUCAAGUUCUCGCUUCACUGACAGUUCCAAAUAUGAGAGAGAUUUCGAUAAAUGCUUCAGAAUUCGAGAGGAGAGAGCAGGUGAAAUCUGCAAUGCUUGUGUUUUGUUGGUAAAGCGAUGGAAAAAGUUACCAGAGGGAACAAAUCGACAUUGGCAUCAUGUGGUGGAUGCACGGGCAGGCCCUGGGACAAAAUCAGCACUGAAAAUCAAGAACAAGAGCCCGAUCAAAUUCAAGAAGCACAAAACAAAGAAGUUAAAAGUGAAAAGGCCACAAUAUCCCAUCAUUCCAUGUCCCAGUCCGAUCUCAGACGAGUUCUCAGGAGAGGACAGUUGUGAUAGAACACUCCAGUUUUCACGGAAGUUUUCUCUGGACUUCAGUGAUGAGUCUGACAACGAGGACUCUAACCACGUGUCCCGUGGGAAACACUGCAAGCGAUCACCCAGCAAAGACAGAAUCAGCUCCUUUCUCGAUCUCACCUACUGGAAAAAGACACAGGUUUGUUGCGGGAUCAUCUUCAAAGGGAUCAACGGCGAGGUACUGGUGGACCCAAGGCUCCUGAAGCCGUGUUUCUCCUGUCGCAGCCAGGACGCGGGCAGCAAGAGCGAGAUUCACCGCAGUCAGUCAGUGGAAACGGAGAGCAACGCCAGCUCAAACAGUUACAACGACAAUGACUUUCUCGAGAUGAAAAGUGUUGAUUCAGAACAAGGGACACCGUCAUCGUUUUCAAUAGACAGUCACGAAACCGCCGCCGCCUUCGCUCUCGAAAGACUCACCUGUGCUGCUAGUAAACUGGAAGCUAGUUAUACUCACAGAGCACUAGCAAUGGAGUGUUGAGUGCAUGCGUGGAGCUAUACAUUUAACUGUAGGUUGGACAAAACAGUAAUUGGAGUCUUACAAGUGUAUGGAUAUGACAGCUGCCUCAUCUUAUUCUGUGGUUGCUUAUGAAAUGAAAUGGAUUGAAAUUGUUGAGAAUAAUUAACGAAAAAAAAGAAGUUAUUUGUUUAUCAACAGAAAAUGCAGUUUGUAACAGCAAUUUACAAAUGAGUUGGGAAAAAGUGCAUACUAUGGUGACUUAUUAGGAAAUGGUGAUCUGAUAAUAAUAAACUAACACAAAGAUCAAACUCAGGAAUCCUUCCAGAAGCUGCACAAACAUUGAGCCAUUCAUAACUGCCAUCAUCAAAGUAUGAAAUGCCCUGCUAGCAUGCUGUGUGAAUGACGAGUUGAUGUCUGAAUUCAUGUUUGCCCACUGGUAUUUUCCUUUACAUCGUUUUUUCUUUUUAAUUUGCUCAACUUGCUUUUUCUUUGCUAAAGAACAAGUGUUAAAAUGAUUGCUCACAACCUGUCUUAUAAAUGUCAGUCUCUCGUGUGAGCUAUAUUAUGAUAUUUUACCUUUUUAAUUACUUUUUGUUUGUUAAAAAUUAAAAUAAAUGUGGUUAAAUUAUUUCUGGGCUGCCUCUUGAAUAUUUUGUGGGUUAACUAAAAAAGAAUGUUUUCUGGUUGAACUGUAUACAAGGUGGCUUUGGUAUUCUUGGUUCCACUGGUCAGCUGAGGAAUAUAUUUGUUGACAACAGAGUACAAUAAAAAAAAAAAUGCAGAUGUGGUUCUGUGAAUACACAAAAUAUUCUUGUUGCAAAUAAUUAACUGUUAGGUUAAACUAGUCUAAACAGUCACUUUUUCAGAACAUCAAAUGCAUUUGAAGCUUUUGCCAUUUCAUUUAUAGCACUGAAGGAAUUGGUUGUCUGUAAUAAUGAAAAUCUGUGUAGCUUUAUUUUUAUAACCCAGUAAAAUAGAGCCAUCGGAUUCCAGUUCUGAAGUGUUAACAAGCUAAAGAUUUGAUAGUAUUCCUCACAUGGGUUAGCUAAUUGACAUAUUCAUCUUGUUUUUGUGUUGAGCCUCAUACACAGUGAAUUUUCUUCACUACAUGUAUGUCUGAAUCCUUCACAAGUGUUGUGAUUUCAUGCUCUUUGUUUUCUGUUUGCCCGGUUAAACUGCUAUGUUAUCUUUUGUACCAAAUUGAAUGUUCUAGAUGUUGGUGGAUAUUGGACUGUGAUUGUAGUUGUUAGCUACAGUGCACAUAACAACAUGAGGAUGUGGACUCAAUCAUAAAGACCACUUAUUUAUCACAUGAAUCAACUCUGAAUUUACUCAACCUUCCAUGGACAUGGACAUUUGUAAAGUAAUGUAACUUAUUCCAUUGUCAUGUAUUGGUAAUAUACCAUUUUUUUUCUUGUCCCACCUUUACUUUCAUAUCAUAUUUAAUAACAUCCCAUAAGAUGGUGGUUUGCCAGCUCAAAAUAGUCAAGCAGACAACUCAUUACUGAACCUUUCAUGAAAUAUUAGUAUGGCUGAGACUCGUCAAACGAAACAUUACACACUUUCAUUGAUGUGAUGAGUUUUGUAUAUAAUACAGUCAACCACACAUUUUUUGUAAUGACUGAAUGUGUUCAGUAAUCUUUGGUUUGCAUUAGGUAUCUGGAAAAGAAACGUCUUUUAGCAGUGGUUAUUAAUCUCCAGUUGAGCAUAAUAGAACAAAGGACAAAAUAUAUAUUUAGGAAAGCCAUCCAUCAAGCUGCUGUGAGCAGAGUGGCUUUCUGUGAUAUCCAGUUACAGCAAGCCACACAAAUUGAUAGCAUCUCGCACUUUUAAAAUCCAUUUUGAAAAAGAAACACUAAUUACUGGCAAACAUGUAGACCAAUACUUCCAUUGUUCGAGAGUUCGACUUGAAACAUGAAUAUUCGUUAGAGGCAUAAUCAACUUUAGACCAUGUUAACAGCAAUGAGAACUGUGAAACAGAUGUACAUUGUACCAGGAUUUAGAAAUUCCAAAGACUGGUCUUGGACUCUUUGUAAAACCGUGAUGCAAAUUGAAUAGUUUCAAGUGAAGACAAUGCUUUUUGUCAGUCCAAGUUUUAAAACAUGGCUCUCUCUACAUAUUUGUAUUGACGAAUAUGUUUAUCAUACAUGCUUGUAAAUGUAUCAUAAGAUAGGUCUGCAGGUUUUAACUGAAUGUCAAAUGCAUCUUGAGUAGGUUAUGCCUCUUAUAAGUCAUACUUAAUUGAUCAUUUUACUGUUUCUUUAUGACUUGAGUAAAUUAUUAUAAUGUAUUUGUGUAUAUAAAUCUGUACAAUUUUUAACUUAUUUAUAGUGUUACACUGACGACAAGUUGGGACUAGUUGCUUGUGCAUGCAGAAUUGUACAUAGUCAUUGCCAAAAUAUCUUUAUGUUGCUAAUAUAAUGCAUCUAGUCAAUAACAUGAUGCUAUGAAUGUUAUAAAGAAAAAAACAAAAAAAAAAACAGGGAUCCAAGUGAAUAGUUAAACGAUAAACAACGUGCAUUCGACAAUGCUUUUAUGUUCUAUUGAAACCAUCAGUGAAAUUGAGGAUUAAAUGAAAUGGAAUUGACGAUUACACAGUACUAUUUUCUAUCAAACUACCUAUACAUAUAGUAAAUUGAUCAAAUAAUUAACACAGAAUUUUUUAUUAAUGUAAUUAAUGAUUCUUGGAGUUUCUUUUUUCACUCGUUAAAGAGAAAAUGUUUGGUAAUAAUUGUUAGACAUAUUAAACAUUAAAAAACACCACCCCAAAAAGCCAGAUUUGACAAUUCACUUGGAUUCAGAAAAAAAAAAUGUACAUGAAUGUUAAUUAAUACAGAUUUUAUGUUUUAUUUGAUGUAAAACCUUCAAUAUUUACAUGUUUCAAAUGUAUGAAAUGUUUUUUCUGUUCCUUUAAAAAAAAUUUGUGUUAUUUAUUUAUUGAAAGUAGAGAUUGAUCAAAUCAAAAAGAUGAUAUCAUGUCAUUAAUCCUAUACCGGUACAUGUUAAUGACAGCACUUUCUUAGGCAUCAAAAACAUAAAUUUUGGUCCACUUCAAACUUUACUCUUCGUUUUGUACAUACACACUUUUCUGUCUGGAUCGGCCAUUUCAAGGCUCCCACUGAUUCUGAACUCGAGUUUUGGGGUAUCUUCAGUGAAUUUGAUGUUGGUUAUGUAUGUUAAUAGUAAUUAUGGUUAAUGGAAUUUGGGUUCACUGCCGUAUUUGUACUUGGCUAAAUUAAUAGAAAAGUUGAUUUUUCAUUUUGUGGAGGUUGGUUGGGAGAAAGACACUAACCCCCCCCCCCACCCCACCCCACCCCCCAAACAAAAAAACCCCCCAAAAAAACGAUUUGACUAAGUUUGAAUAAUUAGACGCAACAUAAAAUCUCAGGGAAUUCUAUUGCAUUCUAAUAGUAGGAACCCUGAUUAUUAAUUUAAAAUUAAUUUGUUUUGGUUUUAGGUUGUCUUCAGUUUUAUUGUUCCUCUGUCAUUUAAUUACCAUUAUGGUUUUCUUCACUGAUGCAGGUCUCAAAACAUAAGAUAAUGAUCAUAUCUUUUAGUAGCGUUACCAACGUUUCUGAUCUUCCAAGUUCAUGUUUCAUUCACAGAAUUCAUCUAUCAUACAUACAUGUGCAGGUUUCAUGUUUAACAAUUAACAACAUAUCCUAUUCAAUAUUUUAGUGAAUGAUAAAAGCAUCCUUACUGAACUGUGGAGUAGUAUAGACAUCUUGACCACGCUAAUAUGUUUUCAAAUUUGAGAUGUACAUAUAUGUCUCUUUAAAAAUGUCACUUGAUAUUUUGUAAAACCAAAUGUCGGUGUUUGGAGAAUGGUUUGUGCAUGUGCUUUUAAUCACCAGAAGGUGAACAAAUUUUAUUGUAGUGGCUGGUUUUGCCCAUUUUCAAGUAUUGUCCCAUGUCCCAUAGAUAAAGUACUUGAAAAAAAAAAGGGAUGUGAUUUUCCCCUCAUUUUGUCCAAAAUCAGUUGUUUUGUAUAAAAUGAUUUCCAAAAAUUAAAUUGUAUUUAAUCUCAAAUGCUGAAAAUUACCUUUAUUUAAGCAUGAUUUAGAGUUCUCACAAGUUUUUAAAGAUCAAUUUCAGAUUUAAUUUUAAAUGUGUGUCACAUCCCUGCAUAUAUGGUCAGUCCUAAAAGUUAGCUUCUCUUCAAUAUUAAUUGUAUUGUCCUGCUGGUCUGGUGUCAGAUGUAGAUGGAUUGUAUAUUUGUGUUAAGAUUCUUGACAUAAAAAUGUGUAUUAUUGUUCACUUGUAUAUUUAUUAUGUUUUGUGUCAAGAGCUUGGACACAUAACUCGAGAGAAUGAAUUUACAGUAAAAACAUUGUUUUGGGAUACAUCCAGAAGAGUUCGAUCAGAGUGAGACUUCAUUCACUGGAUAUAUAUCUUGUUAUCUUAUUAUGACAUCAGAUACAAUUUGAUACUAAACCUCUUGGUACAACACAGAGUAUAUUUUGAUAAUUUUGUGAGAAAUACAUGUAAUCUCAGGGUUUGAAUGAAAUAAGAUUUUAAAAAAAAGAAAUUACUCAUCCUUAUGGAUGUUAUAAAGUUUAAAAACCUGUUACUCUAUCUUAUGUUGAUAUUUCAAAGUAUAGGUCAUUAGAGGCGAAUUAGCCAAACUGUUAUGUUGAAAAGUUUAUUAUGAAUGAAAGUUUUGCUUAUAUGUCCUCUGCUGAAAGAUUAUUCGUGAUUGUUGAAUUGUUCAUUCAUAUAAAUCAGUAUGUGUUAGAGCAGUGUCUCUCAACCUCGGAAUAAUGUCCAGAAUAUGUACAAAUGUAAUGGGAUAUAAUGGACACAAACAGCCAGAAUCAUAAAAGCAGUUAGUCUAUUUUUUGAAGAUGGCCAGUUGAUGGUCCCCAAAGACAAAGUGGUUGAGAAACAUUACUAGAAUGUACCAUUGAAUUUUACUUUUUCUAUUUUCCAUUCAUAUAAUAUUUCCUUUAAAAACAGAAACUUACGAUCUUGGAUCACAAUUAAAAUGUUUCACAUAUUGUCAUUCUUUCUGACACUUAAAUUGUUUUUACCAAUCUCCAGAAAAAGAAUACAAUGGAACUUGCCAAAACAGUCCUUGGAUGCACUAGAUUUCUGGAAAUGAAGCAAAUAUAUAUAUUUUUUAGUCUUUUUAGCAAAACCAUAAGUAAACCUAAAUGUAUUACAUUAAGAAUGUAGUGAAAACAUCUAUUCAGCUGAUUUUAGUGAAAGUAACACAUCUUCAUAAGCAAGUCAUCAAACACUCAUCAGGCAGCAGACCAUUGUUUCUGACUCGUCUACACAGACCGAGCCCUGACCAAAUAAUGAAAUAAUGAUUGUGUACAUUGGUGGGAUUCAAAUUUGUUUAAGCAUGUUGAACAAUGUGCAGCUUCUGUUUCUUGGUCACCAGGACAGUAAAUGGAUAUCCAAUUAACCAAUAUUUAAAAAAAGUCAUUGGUUCAAAGCUUUUCUUGGUAUUGAGUUCAGUUGUGUGAAGAAGUAUUCAUCACUGUUAUACUAAAACAUUCCAAAUUGAUGAACUGCUGAUCAUGUUUAAUUCACUUUUGUAAAUCAUCAACAACAAAAAAGAAGAUGCUUCAUUAUAUAUAUAUUUUUUUUAUCUUGGUACUAAAACGAAAUUAAUGUGACAAGAUAAUAAUCAAUGGUUAUGCACAUCAAAAUGUAAAAUGUAUUGUAUACUUGUCAUUGCACAAGUUCAAUUAAAUUAAAAUGAUUAAUUGUGCAGUCAGCAUUAGAAAAUCUCACAUUAUUUGAUUAGCAGGAUGAGUAGGUUUUGUCAAGUUCCACUGUGUCAUCUUCCAGUUACUGGUUUAGCAUUUUGUUAAUUGGUCAUAUUAUUGAACUGAUUUUGUUCUACAGACAAAAUAUUUGGGUUUUUUUUUCUUAAUUUUAUUUUGGUACAUAUAUGCAUUUUUUAAUUAUUUUUUUAUUACAUCGAUUUGAGACAAUCGGUCUAGUUGUGUUCACUACUGUUCAGGCAUUCAUUUCUAUCUCUUGGUUAAACUAUGUGCCGUCUAUGCGUUUGACUUUAAUAUUUAUACCUAUAAUUUAUUUUAGUUGUCAGUGAUACAAAUAUUCACAGGUAGUGAGAACCAUUUGCUGUUAGCACAUUAAUGUUGUCAAUUACGUGCAGCUAGAAAAAAAAAGUCCAUUACAGUACAGAAAAAAAAAAAGUCCAAAAAGCAACUAGAAAAAUUGUUUUAUCUAUUUUGUUUUGAGUAAAACAUAGGUUCAACAUCAAACUGCUCAGACGUCUUUAAACAUUUAACAGUUGAAUACAGUUAGUGUCAUUGGCGUCAAAUACAGAUCAGUCAGAUUACUAAAAUGCCACAGUUGCCAUUUUCAGUUGUACACAUUCAUUAAAAAGAUUUAGUCAUACAAAUAUAUGUGAAGCUUUCGGUUUGCAAUUUAAAUAAGUUUACAAUUUACAAAAUGAUACAUGGCCUUUCAUAGCUUCAAAUUUCAAUGCCUGUGUACUUGACACAUUCCAGAACUGGCAAAUGACCACCAGAAACCAAUGAAGUAGUUAUUUGUGGCAUAGCAUCUAUUUGCCAUUGAUAAAUGGUCAUGGAAAAUUGGUAAAAUAAUUAACAAAACCUUGCAUUAACUAAUUAAUCUGUAUGUACUAGUAUGUUAAAUUUGAAGUAACUUAACUUUUUCAUAUUGCUCUUGAAUGUAAUUUGAAAUAAAAUUAUUCCUGUGCAAAAACAGAAAAUUAACAAUUGUACUGUAUGGAGACUUCUAUGAAUUAUACAGUGUUUAUUUUUGAAGUUGUUCUUUGUAGAAAUUAAUAGUUUAGUGAGAACACACCUGUGUAUGUAUCUAUAUCUGUUUAGACAUUGUUAUCUAGAUCGUUGUUGUUGUUGAUAACAUAUUGUAUGAGAGAUCUGAAACGUACUGCAGCACUUAAGUGAUCAUUCCCUAUUUUAACACAUCUUGGAAUAUAAGGAUGUUAUUAAUGCUAAAUUAUUCAGUGAUGACAUUGCUGUCUACAAGCGAACUGUUUCCUUCAAAUGAUUUUCUUGUUUACUAACAGUUUUUAUAACAAAAUAUAAGAUUGCAUGCAUACUCAUUAACAUAAUUUCAUAAUUUAUUGCAUUCCUGCAUCAUAUUUAUUUUCCUUUCAUUUUUUUCUUGUGUAUUUGUUGGUUGAGAUAAUAAAAAUGAACCCAAAUCAUUUGCAUGGAUGAAUGAUGGAAUGUGUGUUCCGUCUUUUCUCACAGAGUGUAAUGGUUUAACACUCUUACAAUAGUAACUUGCCAUGUUUCUUUAUUAUUUAUUUUUACUUAGUUAAGGAUUUUACUAUGCAUGUUGAAUCCUUGAAAGAUGUAGUAAAUAUAUUUUGUAUAAAACAGAAAAGAACAGUAAAAAAAACUAUCAAAGAAAUGGUGGUAUCAAUGACAUUUUACUGAUUAAAAAAAAAAAUGUCUGUGCAUCUUGUGUGAAAAUAUGGAUUCAAAGCCAAGCUAUUUAUUGAUGGUAUUUAUUUAUUUAACUUGUUUGUCAUCAUUAUACCUCAUUUACCUCAUUUGUUAGAUUACACCCUCUGCAACUAAGUCCUUGCCAAAGGUAAUUUUUAUCAAAGACAACGAGCUGACCCAUGUCUAGUUUUUAUGCAACCAACACAAUUCUAUGUGCUUAAUGUGAUGACAAUUAGGACAUUUGCUGUCUUGGUUUGGAUGGAUCUGUGGAAUGAUGGUAGUACCAGUCAAUGAAAGUCUGAUGAUAAAUGCAUUGAGUCAGUAAAUAAACUAUGAAAUCAUACAGUGGUGUGUCAAAUUUUGUUACCAAAAACCUUUCUGUUGCGUCCAGGUUUAAUUAUUUUAAGUUGUAUUUACUUAUGAUAUUUAUUUUGUUCAGCAUACUUGACAUUUCUGUUAAAAGCAAUGAAUCCACAUUAUUAUUUUGCAGAAAAUGUUCAGUUUGUUGUAUUGUCAUAAUUUAUUUAUUUAUAUAAUGUAAUUUUUUUUCUUUUUUUUUUUUCUUUUUUUUUAUAAAUAGAUACUUGAAUUGCUAAUGGUAAUAAUGUGUCUUCGAGAAUAUUAUUUGUUUUAAAAGUAUGCUAAAAUAAAUACCACAUUUAGGUACAUGAUGAAGGGUCAGUGUUGAAAUGGUGACUAUUUUUUUUUCAGGAUAUAAAAUCUUGGUUUUGGUACAUGAUUGGAAAAGGAUUCAAUAGAAACAUGUCUGGUUGAAUGAAUUUGACGGAUCACUUUACUUGGGGUGUUCGUGUUCUUGUAAGAUGUUUUGUCAAGGAUAUUUUUUGCAGUGGUGUUGUUGUCUUUUUGGUGUGAUGGAGUGAUGUGAUAUAUUUCGUUAGGUGUUAUUCAUGUUUGACAUGACUAAUUUAGUAAAUACAUGUCCCCAGCCAGAUUUUAUUAUUCUUAUUUUUUAAUUUUGUUUUUGACAGAUCUUCACAAUUUACCCAGUUGUAGCUGCAAUAAAGUCUAUGCACAUGACAAAUAUUUUAUACCUUGCCAUAUCACCCUGCAUGUUAUCAUCAUUCAUAUAUUUGUGCUGUUUGUUGACCACUGUGUGACAUAGAUCCACCGAGCGUGGAACAUACAUGGUUCACAUACUGAUGAUACUCAACUCGAUAGCCAAUGAAAAAUAUUGCUUCCAACGUCAUUUUGGUCAUCUAUAAUUGAGAUUGCAAUCAUAUCACAUUUAUGAUUAUCUAAGCCGCAGUACCGUGCAUGUAUGUUGUGUUUGUGCCUUGCAGAAUGAAAUGGUGUACGUGUUUCAAGUUAUUAAUGGUCAUGUCCUGGCUUCAUUGAAAUGUCUACAAGCUUUUACACCAAAGUAGAGUUAAAAGCAGAUUGCAAAAUUUCAAUUUACUUGAUAAUUCAGCACAGUCAACAAGCUUGGAGGUCAUGACAUUUUCAUUUAAUACUUAAUAUGCAAACUGUUGAAAUUAAAAAGUAAUUGUUUGUUCUGCUUGUAAGCAUGUUUUUCUCGACCACGUGUGAAUAUGAGCAUCGCCAUUGACCCAUAAUAUAUUAUCUGGCUGGGGUGCAUAUUUUAAAAGUUCGUGUAUUUUCUUUGUACAGAAGUUGUAUAAAAUAAAGAUGAUGUAUGUUUUGUUCCAUGCUUUAGUCUAAACUACAAAAUCUUCCUUCACGCCUGACUUAAUUGACGUCUGAUGUUAGCGAGUGACGUCUCGGAAAUCAGAAAAUCAGUGCAUUUGAUACUUGAACUUAAAAAAUGAGUCCUUAUGAUGCCCAAAUGUGGGCUACUGGCCACCCGUGUGGUUGUUACUAAUGUUAUAAGGUUUUAACUUGUAUGUUUUAGCAUAUCUUUUGAAAAUAAAACUCUUUUUAAGUAAAUUUGUUUCAUAAUAUUUUUGUGCUAAAACCUCUGGCUUCUGCAUAUAUUCUCAUUAGUUCAGCCGAUAUGGAAUUCAGUUCAGUUGAUUUCAUAAAAAGCGUACAUGUCUUCAUGAUGGAUUGCAAAUAAAUUUGUUAGGUGUGAUUUUGUACAGCAUUUGUCGUGUGUUAUUUGUAUUAGAACAGUGGUGUGAGAUAAUAAAAUGCCACCAAACGCUGCCACCCUCUCACCACCACCAAUAAUAUGUCGAUAUGAAAUUUUGCAGAUAGCCUAUUCGUCCAUAUUACAUUAACUGUUUAAUUGGUCAUUCAGUGUUGACUAUAAUUGUUGGCUUCGAUAUAAAUUUGUGCCUAUUCAAUCUCCACAUACGUGUCUAGUUUUAGUAGUAAUAAAAACAUUUUUUACAGCACGAAGUCUCAAGUGCAAUAAAGUUCACGCAAUGUCCCACAUUAUUUAUACUGACAACAAGAACCACUUGCCCGGUUGAAUGGAAAGCUAAAGAGCUAUUUUGAAAGUAGGGUUACAGGAAUACUAACUUGCGUUUAAUUCACAUCAUUUGUUACCUCUUGUGGCCUGUUAACUGUCCGUCUUGCACACGUUUGUUUUAAUUUAUGGAGCUUUUGGUACCUAUUACAACAAAUGAGAAAUGUUCUCUGAAAUUUUUUUUCUAAAUUUUAUUUAUUUGUAUUAAUGUUUUGUUUUGUAUUUUGCCAAAUUGAUAAAAUUUAACGAACAAUUGUCCAUCAAACCAUUUCACUGCGUUCUGGGUGUGUGGUCCAUUCUAGCUAUACAUUCAUCAGUUUAUCAAACGUUCAAAUAAUAUAUAACAGCGGCAUAUAGGUAUAUAGGCAACUCAACAUUUCACUUUGUUGCUCUUUAUCUAUAUCUCGUUUACCGUCAAGCGCCAAAAACCAGACUAGCGAGCGCUUCGUAACACCGCAGAGACUGGCUACAGUUGAAUACUGGGCAGUCUAGAAAGAAAGUGAGGUGAUUAAUUUUCCAAAUUAUAAUUUGGCUGUAGACCGACCGACUGGGUAUUUAAUCCAUGUCAGGUUGUCUUAACUGCCCAAGUAUACGACCACGUUAAACCUGAGUCAUUGUGUAUGUCUGUGUCUUAGAACAAUAACCGAAGAUUCAUAACUCGACUGGACUAAACGUUAAUAUUCAUUAGUUAAGAGUUGAUUUCAAAAAAAAAAAAAAAUCUGUUAUUAAAUAAAAUUAUUUCGCUAAAUUAAAAUAAAAUUCUCCAAUUGCUUUUAAAAUUCGCAGUCGAUAUAUUUGGCGAGUGCCAGAGUUGGCCCUGUUUAAUAUUCGUUACGCUAGAGACAUCUUAGGACAUAUUUUACGUAGCGUUGGUGUUGGACGUAGUAUAAGAUUGGAACAUGCACCUAAAACGUUUGUGGACUGUUGGGCUGUUGAUACAUAAGCACUUUUGUUUUUAAAUUUGUUGCACCUUGUAACUUCAGUGUCUUAGUCUGUCUUCCGUGGGACACGUUGUUUUGUCGAGGUUAUUGUAGACAUUCCUCUAAGGAAAUAGAUUAAUGUAUCGUUUGGUUCGCAAAUCAUUUAUACAUUGCACCAUUUCAUUUAUUCAUUUGCCAUGUGUUUUCUACUCCUUGGUCAUUCAGGGUUUUGUAUUAAUAAACGUUUGCUAAAGA